CCUUGUCGGCUUCUUUCUGAUUGGUCCAUUGCUGAGCUUCUCUCUUCCUCAUCGGUGAGUCCGUCGAGAGCGGUCCUGUCGUCUAUGUAGAAGCUGCUCCUUGUGCCUUAUCAACGCUGCCUCUACCAAACGAUGACAACUCUCGCACAGACAAAAGAACUGUUCAGGAGAGCGGACGCUGUCUGUUUUGAUGUGGACAGCACGGUCAUCAAAGAGGAAGGCAUCGAUGAACUCGCCAAGUUCUGUGGUGUCGGGGACGCUGUCAGAGAGAUGACUCGUAAAGCCAUGGGUGGCUCCAUGACGUUCAAGAAGGCCCUCACCGAGCGACUCUCCAUCAUCAGAUGUUCCAGAGAACAAGUGAACAAGCUCAUAACAGAUCACCCACCUCAGCUGACACCAGGCAUCAAGGAGCUCGUGGAGCGUCUCCAUGAAUGCAACAUAAAGGUGUUCCUCAUCUCCGGCGGCUUCCGCUGCAUUGUCGAGCACGUGGCCACACAGCUGAACAUUCCUCUGCACCAUGUCUACGCCAACCGACUCAAGUUCUACUUCAACGGAGAGUACGCUGGUUUUGAUGAAGUCCAGCCCACAGCUGAGAGUGGCGGCAAAGGAAAAGUAAUAAGCAUGCUGCAGGAGCAGUACGGCUUCGAGACUGUGGUGAUGAUCGGAGACGGAGCCACGGACCUGGAGGCCUGUCCUCCAGCUAGCGCUUUCAUUGGAUUUGGAGGGAACGUCGUCAGGCCUCAAGUUAAAGAGAGAUCCUCGUGGUAUGUGACAAGCUUCCAGGAGCUCCUUAAGGAGCUGGAGAAGAUCUAAAGAUGCUACAAGAACUCUGUAACUAAUUUAACAUUUUAUAUUUGCACCCAAAGGUGUGCCAUUGGUAGUUUUAUUUACCAUCGCACCCUUUCCAUUAGACUGGAGCAGAUUUUUAUAAUGAAACUAACGGUUUACACUAAUCUUACCCUAAUAGGGAUGUCGUCCUAUUGGUUUUUAUAACAUACUAAAAGAAAAUAAAGUGUGGAAGUCGAGACGACUUUUAGCAGAGGUUUUUGCACUUUUCACACCCAAACCUCUCGGUAACUUUUAGGUAUUAAACUAUGGCAUGUGCAAUGAGUAAUACGUAUGUUAGAGAUGUGAUCUGUAAUGAGUGUGGAGACGUCCGGCAUUAAAAGAUGACAACAUGCUAUAAAGGAUGUCUGAAUGAC
Molecule: messenger RNA, 1202 nt
Organism: Nothobranchius furzeri (turquoise killifish)
Lineage: Eukaryota; Metazoa; Chordata; Actinopteri; Cyprinodontiformes; Nothobranchiidae
Gene: psph
Product: phosphoserine phosphatase
Biological process (GO): dephosphorylation; L-serine biosynthetic process
Cellular component (GO): cytoplasm
Molecular function (GO): magnesium ion binding; L-phosphoserine phosphatase activity
Source: RefSeq, a predicted model, not a curated record